UGCAACUUCCUGCAGCGAGUAUCGUCUGCGAAGAGUCGGCUCCGAAAGACGAACAACAAUCGCUCUUUUCUGCAGGUGCAUAGAGCUGAGUUUGUGGUGCUUUGUGCAGCUAGGUGUAGUUCCUCUCAACUUCUUCCGCUAAAUUUGUGGCCAGGCGUUGUAUUAGGUAGUUGGGUCUAGUUCGCCGUAGUUUCCUCUUAUAAAUACGAGCACAGGUACCUCAAACUGCAACUAUGGCAUCACAAGCAAUUUCCUCUGCUACUUCGUACAAGAAUCCCAAACUGAUUGGGAUCAAUGAUGUAGAAAUCGACAAGAGUGGAAAGUUUAAGUACAUUCUCAUCAAGGUGCACGACCCUGACAAAGAUAGGGAGUUUAAAUUUAUCGUCAGAGGGACUUCGAAAGCAGGAUACCACGCUGACAUCUAUGAAAUGGUGGUUGGAGACAUCGAGGCCAAAGGACUGGACUGCGAGGUGCUGGGGGGUGGCAGGAUAGAACAUGAGCCGCAUAAGAAGUCCAUCAAAAUCUAUGGAUAUUCACAGCAAUACGGCCGGGCCGAUCAUUCCAUAACGCAGACCCUCCUCUUGCGUAAAUACAAAGACUACGAGAGUGUCACUUGGUCCAACGAGGGCUACUGACCAGCGCUCGGCGUUUCCGGUCCACUACGUUUCACGCAUCAGCUGUACAGAAACGAAAUAUGAAAUCAUUUGUUGUCGUCCUCACGUGCCUGGGCUUCCACCAUGGAUUGUGCUGCCCUCUGUUUACCAUCUGCACCUCUGCACCAGGGGUGGCUCGCUAGCUGAAACGACAGCUCCCUGCCUGUAGAUACACGCGUGCGCAGAUGAACAUUUCUUGCUUUAAUUUAUUUGGCUGUUUACUUUUUCCCCGUUUUGCUUGAUGCUUUUUUAAUUGUUAAACUUCUUUUGCGCACAGAAUUUGGAGCGUGCAUUUUAAUAUUUAAGGUAUGAAAGAGACGUUGGAUUGGUUGUGUGAGGUUAGAGGGGAGAGCAGUUAAUAAGCGGCACCAGAAACGGCUAGGUAGUUAACAUAGUUGUUUAUUUGUGUUUGUCGUGAGAUGUCUUACUUUUUUCCUUCAGUUCUUUCUACUUUUCUUGCUUUUUUCCUUCUUGAUUAGUGGCAGAAGCAUGAAAGAAGAAAAGAAAAAAAACUUUAAUGGCAGUGCAAUGCCCUUGACUUAGAUCUUCAUACGGGAACGAGGGGAGUUGUGUGGGAACAUCUGUUAUGUAAAAUCCUUAAGCCAGAUGUGGAAGUGUUUACUUUUUAGGAUGUACGGGUUUCUUGGUUCUUGACAAGUAAUAAAUAUUCUAGAGUGUGGGGUUUUAGAGACUCAAAAACAAUGUUGCAAUAAAUUCUCAUCAACAAAGUGAAAAGAUAUGCAUUUGAAAUGACCAGAACUGUGUUCUUUUACUUCACUUUUACCCAGAGUGAAUACCCAGAUUCAGUCUGUCUGUCAGAAACUCACCUAAAGAUUGAUUUAGCUAGUCGGGAAACACGGUUUCAAAUAAAGACAAGACAGGCUGUGUAAAAUUUCGUUUUCUUGUAAAUUGAGUAAGCGAGUUCUGCGUGGGAAAAAGGUAAACACAACAAAGACUGUCAAACAGAAAAUAGACUUUUUUAAAUUUAUGCGAUCAUAAGCAGACUUUAUCACCCUGUCUUUGAUUUUUAGUUUUUUCUAGAACAUUAUUUGUAUAAAACAAAUACAUGAUGCUAAUAUUCUACCCACCCACAAUUUUUUUUUUUUUUGCUUCUGCUCAUUUCAGUACCUAUCUCUUUCCUUUUUUUAUUUCUAGGGAGUUUUUUGUUUUUAUGAAAAUGGUAAGUGAGAUAUGUUAUGUGUAUUUUCAGGUAACAUAUUGUGGCUUUCGUGUGGGUAGGCUGUAUUUUGAUAUAUGUGCGUGUUAUAACAGUAAACAACAUGUUGUAUUACAGAUCCUUUGGUAGUAUUGCGGGGAUUUCGGUGGGGGAGGGAGUGAAUACAGUUCUGUACGGAUCCGCGUAUUGAAUGUUUAGUUUUUACUAGAAAAUAAAGUACUACAGUCUUUAAUAUGUCAAGCUUAUGAUCAUCUAUUUUAUUUGUUUAUUUACUGAAAUGUAGUACUCUUCGAGCUCAUGAAACUUGUUUUAGUCAUUGAAAGAAAGACAAAUGCAUUGUUAUUUUGUUUCGGAUAUUUAAGGAUCUACAGCGGACUACUCCGCUAAAUGUACCCAAAACGUAUUUCUUAGCUGUUUAGCAGUCGUCGUUGUAUUCACGUAACAAAGUGUUCGUCCUGAAAAUUUAUUUUCAAGUUUACAUUAAUCAUAGGCACCUGAACAUGUGAGUGGUUUUAUCACUGUUGUUUUUUCAGUAUAUUUUCCUGGUCGUUUCGAUUUGUUCAGAUUUUGUGUUUAGCAGGUUUGCUUCUCCCUUUGCCUUGUAAAAUGUGGGUAUUACUGGUGCCUUAAAGCAUCCCUACUAUCAGUAGUUUUAUCCACGUCCGACGUUUUUAUUGCUUGUUCCCUCGUCUCCAUUUUACAACCUGAAAGUCUUUCUCUCUUUCUCGCGCGCGCGCGCGCGUUCCCCAGCGGGUUAACGGCACUGAAGCCGGCACUAGUGUGUGUGCAGGUUGGCAAACCAUUGGGUAGCCAUUGAGAUUUGCUGAUGCAUCUUGCGAAUAUUAGUUCAGAAAGCUUUAAGUUUAAUCGCGCAGGGGAUUUUUUUUAACGUUCUUUAUAGGCUUCUGGAAAGUGUCUGGCAGAGAUUCGUUAACUGUUUACGUGUGCGUGCGCGCACGUGUGUGUCUGUGUGUGCGUGAGGGAGAGAGUGCGUUCACGUGCGCACCUUUCUUGUACAGAUGGCGUUUAACGCUUCAAAAGACAUCAGUUAGACUAUCCUCUUAGCAUAAAGACUUUUCUAUUUAACUAGUCAGAAAUUAAGAUAUAAUUUUAUUUCUAAUUUUUCUUCUUUCAUAAUAUCUCUCUCUCUUUCCUGCCACUUCGUUUUUUGUUUGUUUUUUUUUUGUUUUGUUUUUUUUUUUUUUUUUUUGUUUUGUUUUUGUUUCUUGACCCUGGAAAUAAAGGGAAAGCACAAGCAAUCUGUAUCAUAGGUUGAAGUCUUGACUCACAUUGUAUUUGUUGAUUAAAUCAUUGAUUGGUCUGUUAAUUAGCAUUUAAUAAUGAGGACACGGCUAGAUGUAUAAAACCAGUUUUACAUGUAAAAGUAAAGGAAUAAAGUACAAAAUGUAAAGA
This is a messenger RNA of Pomacea canaliculata, 3243 nucleotides long. RefSeq names its product 14 kDa phosphohistidine phosphatase-like. Gene Ontology annotation, biological process: peptidyl-histidine dephosphorylation. NCBI's taxonomy places the organism in Eukaryota, Metazoa, Mollusca, Gastropoda, Architaenioglossa, Ampullariidae. The coding region runs from base 234 to 635 and encodes 133 amino acids. Gene Ontology annotation, molecular function: protein histidine phosphatase activity. Gene Ontology annotation, cellular component: cytosol. The record is from RefSeq and is a predicted model, not a curated record. The transcript has 4 exons.